UAUCGGAAGGGGAAUUUUUAUGUAACAUUUUAUUUUUCUAAAAGUGGUGUCAUUUCUAAGUACCAAAACUAACCAAGCUAGCUACCUACAACACCAAACCAAUAUUCAAGAUUAAGGGUCGUUUAUUAGAUUUUUGAACCAAGGGUCAUUUAUAUCCGAAAUGUUUUAACGAAUUAUUGGAUGUGUCCAAUAUAAUUUUUUUGUAGUUAUUCCCAAGAUCAAUAAUGCAAGAUGCAUGCAUGGAACUUUAUGCCAUGAUUUUUCACUAUAAAAGUAGUCCAAAUAUGACACAAAAAUAAGAUAGCUAAACAUGGCAUCUAUCUCAUCCUCACCUCUCUCACUUAUGUCCUUUAAUGUCUCUUCCAAUUUCAAUAGAAAACAUCAACCCUCUAAAAAUAGAAAACCAAAGCACCAUAAAAUAGCAUGCACUUCCAAUGAUACUAACCAAAAUAGCCCUAAAGAACAAGAACAAAAAUCAUCACCAAGAAGAAAUGUUCUAAUAGGUCUAGGAGGACUUUAUGGUGCUACCACUCUCACAAACAACAACUCAUUAGCCUUUGGUGCUCCGGUGCCAAUUCCAGAUCUCACCAAAUGUGUAAUUCCACCAGACAAAUCUCCAGUGUCAAUCAAUUGUUGUCCACCAUUUUCUGCAGACAUCAUCGAUUUUAAGCUCCCUACUUUUGAAAAAUUAAGGGUAAGACCAGCUGCACAAUUAGUUGAUGAUGAUUAUUUUGCAAAAUACAAUAAAGCCCUUGAACUAAUGAGAGCCCUACCAGAUGAUGAUCCAAGAAGUUUUACCCAACAAGCUAACAUUCAUUGUGCUUAUUGUGUUGAUGGUUAUGUACAACUAGGUUACCCUAACAUUAAACUAAGUGUUCAUAAUUGUUGGCUAUUUUUGGCUUUCCAUCGUUGGUAUAUUUAUUUUUAUGAGAGAAUAUUAGGUAGUUUAAUCAAUGAUCCUACUUUUGCCAUACCCUUUUGGAAUUUUGAUGCUCCUGAUGGCAUGCAAAUUCCUUCCAUUUUUACAAAUCCAAAUUCUUCCCUUUAUGACCUUAGAAGAGAUUCCAGACAUCAACCACCAAGAAUCAUUGACCUAAACUAUAACAGAUAUAUUGAAGACGACCCUACUUCGGAAAAAUAUGAUCCUAAUUAUCCUCCCAGUGCGGAACAACAAAUCAAAGACAACCUUACUUUAAUGCAUAGACAAAUGAUCACCAACAGCAAGACCUGUCUACUAUUUCAUGGAAGCCCUUAUCGCGCUGGUCAAUUACCUGACCCAGGUCCUGGGGCAUUAGAAAGUAGUCCACAUAAUAAUGUUCAUAUAUGGAGUGGUGAUGCAAAACAGACUAAUAGAGAGGACAUGGGAAAUUUCUAUUCCUCCGGAAGAGAUCCACUUUUUUACGCUCUCCAUGGAAAUGUGGAUAGGUUGUGGUCUAUUUGGAAAACAUUAGGUGGAAAAAGAAAGGAUCCCACUGACGAUGAUUGGCUAGAGUCUUCAUUUCUCUUUUAUGAUGAGAAUAAGAAUCUUGUUAAAGUGAAAGUCAAGGAUGGUCUUGAUGGAAAAAAGCUAGGUUAUGAUUAUCAAAAGGUUGACAUUCCUUGGAUAAAUUCUAAACCUAAACCUGCUAGUAGAAGAGUUCAGUCUAAGGGUAAGUUGUUAACACCGAGAAAAUUUGUUGAUAAGUUUCCUAUUGUUUUGGAUUCGGUUGUGAGUACUAUCGUGAAGAGGCCAAAGAAGUCGAGGAGUUCAAAGGAGAAGGAAGAUGAAGAGGAGAUUUUGGUGAUAGAUGGGAUCGAGUUUGAUAGCAACAUUGAAGUUAAGUUUGAUGUUAUUGUGAAUGAUGAAGAUGAUAAGGUGAUUGGAGUUGGAAAUACCGAGUUUGCUGGAACCUUUGUGAAUUUGCUUCAUGGACAUAAUCACGAGAACAAUACGAAGAAGAAGAAGAAUAUUGUUACUUGUAUGAGACUUGGAUUAACGGAUUUGUUGGAGGAUUUGAAAGCUGAUGAUGAUGAUAGUAUUUUGGUUACCUUUAUUCCUAGAUAUGGUGGGGAUGGUGUCAAAAUUAGUGGCAUCAAGAUAGAAUUUGCAAAUUGAAAAAAUUGCAACCAUAACCGUGCGAAUGACUAGUUGAUAGAGUUUUCUUUAUCUUCUUUUGUUUUCUUGUCAAAUAAAUGGUGCAAUUCCAUCCUCAAGUUUGUGAUUGGUGCAAAUGAGAAAAUAUUGUUAUGUA
Molecule: messenger RNA, 2231 nt
Organism: Trifolium pratense (red clover)
Lineage: Eukaryota; Viridiplantae; Streptophyta; Magnoliopsida; Fabales; Fabaceae
Product: polyphenol oxidase A1, chloroplastic-like
Exons: 1
Coding region: 311-2095 (594 amino acids)
Biological process (GO): pigment biosynthetic process
Molecular function (GO): catechol oxidase activity
Source: RefSeq, a predicted model, not a curated record